Saccharomyces mikatae IFO 1815 is the source of this 1587-nucleotide messenger RNA. RefSeq names its product Stp1p (gene STP1). Gene Ontology annotation, molecular function: DNA-binding transcription factor activity, RNA polymerase II-specific; RNA polymerase II cis-regulatory region sequence-specific DNA binding. The record is from RefSeq and is a predicted model, not a curated record. Gene Ontology annotation, cellular component: nucleus. The coding region runs from base 1 to 1587 and encodes 528 amino acids. The transcript has a single exon. Gene Ontology annotation, biological process: regulation of transcription by RNA polymerase II. Lineage: Eukaryota; Fungi; Ascomycota; Saccharomycetes; Saccharomycetales; Saccharomycetaceae.
AUGCCGUCCACUACGCUACUGUUUCCACAGAAGCACAUUAAAGCCAUUCCAGGCAAAAUGUAUGCGUUCUUCAAGCAGCUUGUUAGCGGAGUUGUUAUAUCCAAACCAGAUCUAAGUCAGCAUUUUUCUUCUGAAAGUGUUGUGAAGGAAGAACACGAAGGUGAAGAAGAUGGGAUGAAAACUACAACAAGUUUGUUUCCUGAGUUGAACAAUAUAGACAGUUCACUUAACGGAGGGAGCUCUGUCAUUCCCUGCUCCAUGGAUGUCAGUGAUUUGAACACGCCAAUAUCGAUGACACUGUCUCCAGAGAAUCGCAUAAAAGGCGAAGUAAAUGUCAAGUCCCUACUAGGGUCUAUGCCGGAAAAGGCCAACGGGGCCCCGAUGAAGGUAUCUCAAGAUGUGACAAGCUCUCCUCUAAGCUCAUCAGGUUCCACGCCAGAGCAUUCCACGAAAAUCUUGGACAACGGUGAAGAGGAGUUCAUCUGUCACUAUUGCGACGCUACCUUCAGGAUUAGAGGAUAUCUAACGAGACAUAUUAAGAAGCAUGCCAUCGAAAAAGCAUAUCACUGCCCCUUUUUCAAUAAUGCUACUCCUCCGGAUCUUAGAUGCCAUAAUUCCGGCGGUUUUAGCAGACGUGAUACUUAUAAAACUCACUUAAAAGCAAGGCACGUGUUGUACCCGAAGGGUGUCAGACCACAGGAUCGUAACAAGUCAUCCGGUCAUUGUGCUCAAUGUGGCGAAUACUUCUCUACCAUUGAGAAUUUCGUGGAGUCUCACAUCGAAUCUGGCGAUUGUAAAGCUUUGCCACAAGGAUACACUAAAAAGAAUGAAAAAAGAUGUGGCAAAUUAAGAAAGAUCAAAACGUCUAAUGGUCAUUCUCGAUUCAUUUCCACUUCUCAAAGUGUAGUGGAACCAAAGGUGCUUUUCAAUAAAGAUGCCGUAGAGGCCAUGACCAUAGUGGCUAACAAUAGUUCAGGCAGUGACAUUAUAUCCAAGUAUGGCAAUAAUAAAUUGAUGUUAAACUCAGAAAACUUCAAUGUUGACGUACCUAAGAGGAAAAGAAAAUACAUCAAGAGAAAGCAGCAACAAAGCUCUGAAUUGAUACCAGCAACGAAAACUACGAAAACGGCAACACCAUCGACAGGGGUAACUAUAGAAAACAAUAAACAAGUGACACCAGAUGAAGUUUCAUCUGUCACGAUUUUCUCACCCUUCGAUUCACAUCUUCUCGAGCCCGUCCCUUCUAGCUCAUCUGAAUCCUCCGCGGAAAUUAUGUUCUACGGUGAGCAAAUGAAAAAUAUCAUGAUCGAUAUAAAUAGCUUCACAAAUCAACAGGAACAACUGCAAGAUACUCCUACCUUCAUGCCACUAGAUAUUGAACAGUCUUCAUAUAGUUUGAAUGAAGAUGCGAUGUCUUAUCCCAUCAUAUCUGCACAAAGCAAUCGUGGUAGCUCACACCAAACAAACACCAAAAUUUCACAAAUAUUACAAUCACAACUCAAUCCAGAAUAUCUAGACAAAAAUCACUUAAGAGAAACGCAACAAUAUCUGAAUUUUUAUAGUGACAAUUUUGGGUCACAGUUUUGA